Molecule: messenger RNA, 2125 nt
Organism: Humulus lupulus (European hop)
Lineage: Eukaryota; Viridiplantae; Streptophyta; Magnoliopsida; Rosales; Cannabaceae
Product: protein ALTERED PHOSPHATE STARVATION RESPONSE 1-like
Exons: 4
Coding region: 144-2030 (628 amino acids)
Source: RefSeq, a predicted model, not a curated record
AGCAUUUAAAUACGCCAUUAUUAAAAAAAUAAAUAAAAACUAUAGAACUCUCUCACUCACUCGCUCCAUUCUGAUAUUCAAAAUCGAAGUGCGAAGAAGUGAAAACGACAGCGUUUUGAAUUGGGUUCACUCCGUCAUCCAUUAUGGGCUGCGCCAACUCGAAGCUCAACGAUCUUCCGGCGGUGGCGUUGUGCCGGGACCGAUGUAGAUUCCUGGACGAAGCUCUCCGCCAUAGCCACGACUUCGCCGAAGCUCACGCCGCAUACCUCGAGUCCCUCAAGGCAUUGGGUCCCGCUUUCGAUCGUUUCUUCAGUCAAAAUGUAGUCAACAGCGAAGCUUUGAAAAAGUGUUCUUCUUUAUCUCCGGCGGCCGCGGCUUCUUCUUCCCCGGUGCAUAAAUCAAACCCGGACUCCAACUCUGACUCGCACCUCCGAUUCCCUUCCGAUUCUUCCGAGGACGAGGAUACUGAUAAUAAACUCGGGCAUAAUUACAUCAGCGAAGAGGAAACCCAAGGCUUAAUAAUCUCCCACAACUUCAAUUACUUGAAUUCAAAGCCGCCUCCGUCUCCGCCACCGGCUUCGCUCGGCUCGGCUUGGGAUUUCUUGAACUUGUUCGAGAAUUUCGAGAAGUACGAGCGGUUAUACACUUCGAAUCCGGAGCGAAGUGAAGCUACGGAGAAAGUACAGGGAAGUAGUAAGCCGAGUGGUGAGCAGGCUGAGAAUGGCGAAACGACGGCGUAUGAGGUUCGAGUUUUAGAGAAGAAGAGUGGGGAAACGAAGAAGGAAAGCUCUGAGAAAACAAACGACUCGGUUACUACGAAAACUCCAAACAGUUCAGUUGUAGUACUUGGUGUCCCAGAAGCCAUGGAUGAGAUUAAGCUUCAGUUUGUUCAAGCUUCGGAGUCUGGCAAUGAAGUUUUGAAGUUACUCCACCAUCGCUUAAGGGUACCUCUUAAUCAAGAUUCAUUUCGAUUGGUUUUUGAGGAAGAUAUGGGGGUGAUCAGUUCACCAAAUCUAUCUUCGACUCUAAAGAAGCUCUUAUUAUGGGAGAAGAAACUUUAUCUUGAAGUCAAGGCUGAGGAAAAACUACGAACAAUUUAUCAGAAAAAGUACCAGCAGCUGAAAAUUUUGGAUAGAGAAGGUGGUGGUGGUAAAGCACUGAAAGCUAACUCCACUAAAGCCUUACUAAGAGAUCUAUCGACUAAAUUGAAGAUUGCGUUUCAAAUAGUUGAUAGGAUAUCCAUUGCAAUAAAUAAGUUGAGAAAUGAAGAAUUGUGGCCUCAAAUCAAGGAAUUGAACAACAGAUUACUACCAAUGUGGAAAGCCAUGAUAGAAUGUCACAAGCGCCAAUACCAAGCAAUUUCAGAGGUCAAAAGCUUAGAUGCCAAUGCUAUAACAUCUAAUGAGAAACUCAACAAUGCUGAUCUUGAAGCAGCCAUACAACUCAAGCUAGUUCUUCAAUCAUGGAACUUGAGCUUCUCCAAUUGGAUUUUCUCCCAAAAGGACUACAUCAAAUCCAUGAACGGUUGGCUCAUGAGAUGUCUUCUAUAUGAGCCCGAAGAAACUUCGGAUGGCCAAAUACCCUUCUCUCCCGGCCGCCUUGGCGCGCCCAACAUUUUCGUGAUCUGUAACCAUUGGUCCCAAGCCUUGGAUAGGAUUUCAGAGAAGGAAGUGAUUGGUGCCAUUCAAGGCUGUCUUGCUUGUAUUGAUACCCAAUUGAAAGAGCACAAUGUUGAGUUACUUAAAAUGGUCAUUUCAGACAAGGAAAUUGAAAGAAAAGUUAAGAUUUUGGAGAGGGAAGAGCAAAAGAUGGUUAAGUUGAUUCAGGGUCGAGAAAAGAAUAUGGUAACUGGUUUUGUUCUUAGCCAUAGUGAUAUUAUCAAGUGUAGUGAUUUACAAUUGGGUUUGAAGCAGAUAUUUAUGGCUAUGGAGAAGUUCAUCGCUAACUCCAUACAAGUAUAUGAGGAGCUUCGUGUACGCAUUGAGGAAGUUGGUGAAUAUAAUGCUGCGGAGAACUUGAGUGGUUCAUAGGUAUAUUUUUCAUAUUGAUAUGUACGUACAAGGUAUUUUGUUACAAUCUUUUUAUUAUUAUUUAUAUAUAUAUAUAUAUUAGUUAAAAUGUGUUA